Messenger RNA from Naegleria lovaniensis, 1947 nucleotides. RefSeq lists its product as uncharacterized. The record is from RefSeq and is a predicted model, not a curated record. Lineage: Eukaryota; Heterolobosea; Eutetramitea; Acrasida; Naegleriidae. The transcript has a single exon. The coding region runs from base 1 to 1947 and encodes 648 amino acids.
AUGUCUGAAUCAUCCUCUUGUGUUGUGUGUAUUCUAUUACUUGAUUUUAGAGAUGAUCCGAUAUCGGAACAUGAUGAUGAUGAAAACAAUCAAGUUGUCUUUCAUUGGUCUGAACUUGCUCAUCAAUUGAAAGAUAAAUUUCAUCAAGAGGCUAUCCAAAUGGCCAAACGACGGGAUGAACAUUUUCAACAAUUGAUAUCCUUGGUGCCAGCUAAACGAAGCAAUUAUUUGAAAAAGAAUUGGUGGCCGGAUCCCAACGAUCGAUUGAUCAUGCUGAAAGCCUGUGCUUUAGAUGGUAGCCUGUUAGAGCAUGUCCCAGAGCCAUUUCAAAAUGAUAAAUUAAUUGUUUGGAGAGCUGGAACGCUGCAGUUUGCCUCUGAGGAGUUAAGAAGUGAUCGUGAGUUUGUUUGUCAAUUCUUGAAAGCGCACGGCAUUGCGAAUUUUCGAUUUAUAUCCAAAGAAUUACAAAAUGAUCGAGAGCUUGUCUUCUUAGCGGUGAGACAAAAAGGAACUCUUUUGCAAUAUGCUUCUCCAACAUUGCGCAAUGAUAAGGAAAUUGUUUUUGAAGCCAUUAUUGAGAAUGCAAUUGCUAUGGAAUUUGCUUCUGAUUCUCUCAAGGACGAUUUAACAUUUGCUUGGAAAGUAUUUGAAAUAUCUGCGUAUUCACUCAUCUUUUUUUCUGAGAGAGUACGUUCUGAGAGGGAGUUAAUGUUACAAGCAUGUGAAAUAUAUGGAGAAAUAUUAGAUUAUCUUCCCACCGAUCUUCGAAACGAUCGAGAGAUUGUAUUAGCUUCAAUGACUUUUGACUAUCAUGCAUUUCAGUUCGCUUCUGAGCAAUUAAGAAGUGACAAAGAAAUUGCCCUGAAGGCAGUUCAAAUAGCUGGAUCAAACUAUGCAUAUAUUGGAAAAUCUUUAAAGAAUGAUAAGGAUGUACUUCUUGCUGCAAUCAGAAGUGACAAUUUUCAACCAAAUAUGACUCCAGAUGAAUUUAGAAAAGACCCUGAUGUGCUGGAAGCCAUUCAGCAAAGCAACAACUGCCACAACGCCAACUUUCCUCUCAUACAGGACCUAGAUAAUCGAGAAAUGAUAUUGAAAACUGUAUCGACAAAUGGUCUAAAUCUAAAACACCUGUCAACGAUUCAUCGUGAUGACGAAGAGAUUGUUUUGAAGGCGGUUCGACAAAAUGGUAAAUCUUUACAAUUUGCGUCAGAGCGAUUACGAAACGAUGAAUUGGUGGUAACACAAGCAAUUCAUCAAUUCGGAAAAGCCAUUGAGUUCGCAUCUGCCGAGUUACGUAAAAACAAGAAUCUGCUUCUGCUUGCUGCUGGUACAUCCAAAGACAAUAUUUUGCGAUUUGCACACAAUGACUUGAAAAGCGAUCGUGAAUUUGUCAUGCAAAUUGUUUCCAAGAAUGGUUUAUGUUUGGAUUCAGCUUCGGAUGACUUGAAAAACGAUCGUGAAGUAGUGAAAACAGCUAUUAAGCAAAAUGCAGAGGCAAUUAAGCAGGCGUCACCGGCACUGAGAGAUGAUGCUGAAAUUAUCAUGCAAGUAAUUGUUCGUUUUCCCUAUGCCAUCUAUUUCGCCUCAACGAGACUUCGUAAUGAUUUCAAAUUCGCUGAACGGGUUUUGAAAGCAACAAGCGUUCACUUUGGUUACUUUUCUACAGAAUUGACAAGCAACAAACAUCUUGCACUGUUGGCAGUUGGAAAGCGUGGUUACAAUCUUGAGUGUGUUUCUGAAGAACUUAGGAAUGAUCGACAAGUGGUUUUGAAAGCUGUGAAAGAGCAUGGAUUAGCUCUGCAAUAUGCAUCGUUGUCGUUGCGUGAUGAUUAUGAAAUUGUGAAAGUGGCCUAUAAACGCAGUAAGAGAGCCGUUCUUUAUGCAUCUGAUAACGCUCGCAUGCGUGUGCUUGAGCAUGAAAAGAAUAAGAAAUGUGUAAUUUUAUAA